This is a messenger RNA of Camellia sinensis, 2167 nucleotides long. Its product is annotated as CBL-interacting protein kinase 2. Gene Ontology annotation, biological process: protein phosphorylation; signal transduction. Lineage: Eukaryota; Viridiplantae; Streptophyta; Magnoliopsida; Ericales; Theaceae. The record is from RefSeq and is a predicted model, not a curated record. Gene Ontology annotation, molecular function: protein serine/threonine kinase activity; ATP binding.
UUUAUAAAAUAAGUGAUACAUCCUAUGGUUCUUUUCUUUUCCAAAGUUAAGCAAAGCUUUCAUUUUUUUUCAGGUGAACAUCGGAGAAUCAAAGCUUUAAACCAAUUUGAGACCCGAUUUUCAACUGUUUCGGUAAAGAUACAAUUUUGAAACUCAACCAUCUUCUCCGGUAUUCUGUGGUUUAUUACAAAGCCAGGGAAUGCUGUAAGAUGUGCUUGAGAGCUAAGAUCUUUUUCGCAGAGUUUGAUGAGGAAGCUCCAUUUGAGCUACCCUUAUUUGUUCUUGAUGAGAUUGGACAUAUAGCUUCUCAGACGCCUACUGGGGAUAAAUAUUUUAGGGCACAACUCCUGUCAUAUCACAACCUUUGUGAGGAUGGUUGAACUUGUAUAAUCUUUAAAUGGAUUCCUUCAUGGUAGAUAGCUAUAUUGCAUAUAUUGGUUUAGCUCGAGAAAAUAGCAUACUAAUUGUGUAUUAGAUUAGUCUGAAUAGUUUUUGUGACUUCAGAUGGAAAAUAAAGGGAGCGUGUUGAUGCACCGGUAUGAAAUAGGGAAAUUGUUGGGCCAAGGAACGUUUGGCAAGGUUCACCAUGCGAGGAACCUUGAAACUGGCAUGAGUGUGGCUAUUAAGAUGAUUGACAAAGAGAAGGUUUUGAAGGUUGGGAUGUUUGAGCAGAUCAAGCGAGAGAUUUCUGUAAUGAGGAUGGUUCGACACCCAAAUAUCAUGCAGCUUUAUGAAGUCAUGGCUAGCAAAACCAAAAUUUACUUUGUCAUGGAAUAUGUCAAAGGCGGUGAACUCUUUGACAAGGUAGCGAAAGGGAAGCUAAGGGAGGAUCUUGCAAGGAAAUAUUUCCAACAGCUGAUUGGUGCUGUUGAUUUCUGCCACAGUAGAGGUGUUUAUCACCGGGAUUUGAAACCAGAGAACAUACUAUUGGAUGAGAAUGGGAAUCUAAAAGUUUCAGACUUUGGAUUAAGUGCCCUUGCUGAAUCUAAGCGUCAAGAUGGGUUGCUCCACACAACCUGUGGAACACCGGCCUAUGUUGCUCCUGAAGUGAUCAACAGAAAAGGGUAUGAUGGAUCGAAAGCCGAUAUAUGGUCCUGUGGGGUCAUCUUGUAUGUUCUACUGGCUGGUUAUCUUCCAUUCCAUGAUUCAAAUCUGAUGGAAAUGUAUAGGAAGAUUGGUAAGGCAGAUUUCAAAUUCCCUAAUUGGUUCUCCCCUGAAGUACGUAGGCUGGUGUCAAAAAUGCUUGACCCAAACCCAAAUACACGAAUAUCCAUUGCCAAAAUCAUGGAAAGUUCUUGGUUUCGAAAAGGCUUAAAACCUGUGAGAAUUGAAAUGAAGGGGAAAGAACCAGCUAGUCAUGAUGUCGAAGCAGUGGUUGGUGAUAGCAGCACUGCAGCAGAGGCAAAGCAAGAAUUGGCAAGGCCUAGUAACUUGAAUGCUUUUGAUAUCAUCUCGUUCUCAGCAGGCUUUGACUUGUCUGGUUUGUUUGAGGAAAACGAGCGAAAGAAAGAAGAGCGAGUCGCAGUUCGGUGAGAGAGUGGCAAGACCAUUAUUUCGAAGUUGGAGGACAUAGCCAAGCGUUUGAAGCUUAAAGUAACAAAGAAAGAUGGAGGGCUGUUGAAAUUGGCUGGAUCAGAGGAAGGAAGGAAAGGCGUGUUAUCUAUUGACACAGAGAUCUUUGAGGUCACUCCAACAUUUCAUUUGGUGGAGGUGAAAAAGACCGGUGGAGAUACAUUGGAGUAUCAGAAGAUGAUGAAGCAGGAUAUAAGGCCGGCACUUGAAGACAUUGUAUGGACUUGGCAUGGCGAUCAGCUGCGAUCCCAGCAGCAGCAAGAAAAUCAACCAGAGCUGCAACAGCCCUCUCAAGAGCACCCAUCGCUAGAUGUUUCACCUCAGAUUCCAUAACAAAUAAAGUUCCUUUAGUAGGCUGAUUGUAAAUUGUAGUGUGCACUUUUGUAUCUUUGUUUACCAUUCUGUUCUUGGAAGUUUUAUCUUCGUGACAAUUAGAAGAUUUCGUGACAAUUAGAAGAUUAUGUAUUGAACUUGACAUGUAUAACUGUGUUGGUGCUUAGAGAUGUGUUGUAACUUGAAGUUCACUGAUAUUCCAUGUAUAAUCUAUACGCAUAAAGAAGUAGAUUAGUUAAGUUUGGUCUGACAGUUCGAAGUU